Haliotis rubra (blacklip abalone) is the source of this 1155-nucleotide messenger RNA. RefSeq names its product interleukin 17-like protein. Gene Ontology annotation, molecular function: cytokine activity. The record is from RefSeq and is a predicted model, not a curated record. The coding region runs from base 76 to 714 and encodes 212 amino acids. Lineage: Eukaryota; Metazoa; Mollusca; Gastropoda; Lepetellida; Haliotidae. Gene Ontology annotation, cellular component: extracellular region. The transcript has a single exon.
ACAUCAACCGUUUGCUGAUCAACAAAUCAUUCCAUUCUUCACUCACAUUUCUGUUGAAAGUUUUCCAUUUCCAACAUGAUUUAUGAGCUUUGUGUUCUGGUGUGUGUAGGGAUCCUCUCUACGUCCGCUCUACCUGUUGACGACGCCUGGAAACACGUGGUCAGACAACGUCGUAACGUCGCCAACUGUCAACCACCUCAAGAUAUCAACCAACUCUUCCAAAGUCUUAACGCCAACACCGACGUCUCCAUCUUUCUUCGUAACGCUCAAGGUGCCAGACCAGGGUCCUAUUUACAUGGAGAGCUGAACACCCUCCAGGUAUUCGACAGUUCCAACCUCGACGGCAUCACCUGUCCCAGCAGCGUCAGUGACGACCCUAACGACCCCCUGUGGAGGAGAUCCCUCUGUCCUUGGUACUACAACGUCACCAACCUCCCCGUCGGUCACUACCCAAGUGCCAUCCCCCAGGCCGUGUGUAAGUGUGACAAGUGCGUUGACAACAACCAAAACCAGUGCGAGAGAGUUUCCACUCAAAUCCGAGUUUUAGAACAAACUGACUGUGAAAAUGGUUUCUUUAUCUACAAACCCAAACUCAUUACACACUUCGUCGGCUGUACCUGUGCCAAACGCCGGACAACAACAGUGGGUUCCAACACCGCCCCGACAGCAUCAGACAGUGGAAGCGAUUGUGGGGAUUAUGGAUGUGCCGAAUAGACGGGAGACUUGUAGGCGAUGUCACAGAUUGAUGAUAUCUUCUUACAGUGAAACAUUUCCAGUGAGGAAAUACCCAGUUAGUCAGUGUCUGACAACCAUCCCGUUAAACUACAUAUUUAUUGUUUAAACGCUGCAUUUCCGUCCAUGUGUGAAAUACAUUAUUUUCUUCACACAUCGCCACCACUUUCAUUCAAUUCAUGUCCAUGUAUUUAUUCAAGAAUUGUUGCUUUUACUUAAUUUAUUAUGGGUGUGUGAACUGCAUUUAUUGCUCCUGUCUGUCGGGAUAUUUAUUGUUUCCAAUGUAUCCAAUGUUGGACUCAUCAAUGUUUAGUGACUUAACAUUUCUCAUUUUGCUCAAGGACACCAUGUCCAAAAUCGUCCCUUUCACAUGACUUAUUUAAAUAUUUAUUGUUAUUGUUAUUGUUAUUGUGAAUAAAUGAA